Messenger RNA from Cyprinus carpio (common carp), 1936 nucleotides. Its product is annotated as syntaxin-12-like. The record is from RefSeq and is a predicted model, not a curated record. The coding region runs from base 149 to 946 and encodes 265 amino acids. Gene Ontology annotation, biological process: vesicle fusion; intracellular protein transport; vesicle-mediated transport. The transcript is spliced from 11 exons. Gene Ontology annotation, molecular function: SNAP receptor activity; SNARE binding. NCBI's taxonomy places the organism in Eukaryota, Metazoa, Chordata, Actinopteri, Cypriniformes, Cyprinidae. Gene Ontology annotation, cellular component: postsynaptic recycling endosome; synaptic vesicle membrane; endomembrane system.
AACCGCAUAAAUAAAAAUAUUUUUUUAGACCCCUCGAAAUGGCUCAAUAAGCCCCGCCCACUCAAUGUAAACCGUGAAUGUGUUUCUUGCCAUUCUGUCGGAUUACUCUGUUUCUGUGAGAGAAGAGCAUCUGAGCAUCACAGUCAUCAUGUCUUACAGAAUGACGGACAGCAGUCACUCACAGCCGAGAGAUUUCAACAACCUCACUCAGACAUGCAGCUCAAACAUCCAGAAAAUCACACAAAACACUGGUCAAAUCAAGAGCAUGCUUUUUCAACUUGGUACCAGACCAGACACACCAGAACUUCAGGAUAGACUCCAGCAAAUGCAGCACUACACAAACCAGUUAGCAAAAGAGACCAACAGACAUCUGAAAGACCUGGGCUCUUUACCACAGCCGCAGUCUCCUUCAGAACAGCGGCAGCAGAAGAUUCAGAAAGACCGUCUGAUGAAUGACUUCUCAGCGGCCCUCAACAACUUCCAAGUGGUCCAGCGGCGAGCUGCAGAGAGGGAGCGUGAAUCAGUGGCGCGGGCACGAGCUGGCUCCAGACUCCACGUUGAUGAGCUCAAUCAAGAUGAACAGCUUGUGACAUUUGAAAAAAAUGAAGGGUGGAGGAUGCAGGCAGAAGAGGAGCCUUUCACAGAAGAGGACCUUGAGCUUAUUAAAGAGAGGGAGACCAAUAUCCGUCAGCUGGAGUCGGACAUUGUGGAUGUGAAUCAGAUCUUCAAGGACCUUGCAGUCAUGAUCCAUGACCAGGGUGACAUGAUAGAUAGCAUUGAAGCCAACGUGGAGAGUGCAGAGGUGCAUGUGGAGCGAGGAGCUGAACAACUCCAGCAGGCGGCUUAUCAUCAGAGAAAAUCCCGCAAGAGGAUGUGUUUUCUGGCUCUUAUCCUGUCGCUAGUGGCGUCCAUCUUUGCUAUAAUCAUUUGGCAAGUAGUCAGAUAAAAUGAGAGCAGAAUCGGACAGAAGUACUGGAUCCUACUUCAGUGUUGAGUGAAUGACGUGUGUGUGUUUUGUGAAAAAAAAACAUUAAAUUUCUGUACGAAUGGCUGGUAAUAUUGUGAUGUGAACCCUAGGGUCUCCUGAACGUUUCAACCCAUAUACUGCCUUCUUAUCUAAAACAGUUAUCAAACAUCACAUCACCUCAGAUCUCAGCUCAAGCAUGGCUCACAGAAACACAUUGUAUUUUUAUUUAUUAAUAUAUAAAUAAAUAAAAAACCCUGCAGUUGUACGUCUGGUAGUUGAUUGUGCUAAAGUGGAAUUAUUGCAAGUAUAUUUGCAAGUAAAUAUCUUGCAUUUAAAGUCUAAUAUUAUUCAAAGAUUAUUCAAUCUUCAUCAAAAACAUUUUAAGCUUAAUAUUAAGAAAUGCACAUUGUGCAAAAAUAGUACUCCAAAUAAAGUUCCAUUAUCAUUUUUAUGUCAGUAAGUCUCCAGUGAUAUGUCAGUAAAUAGUAGAUGAUUAGAUUGGAACUACUGUAUACUUAGUAUGAAAUAAAUGUAUUUUAAAUAUAUUAUGGAUCAGAUCCCAAUAUUAAGAGCCAUUCAUGCAGAAAUUCAGAUGAGUGUUUUCACUAAAUCUGCACUUAUGUGUUAAAAAAACAAUGCUAGUAUAAGAGAAUAGUUUCCGCAUAAAAAUGUCUGUCAAUUAAAAUUUCUGGAUCAUAUACAGUACAGCAUUAAUCAUGAGAAGGUUUACGUUUGCAACCACUUGCAUGAAUGUAAUUCCUUUUAAAAUAUGGGUUGUUGCUUCAGGUCUUGAUUCAUUUUUUUUUUCAACUGAAAUUAUGCAAAAAUAUUGAUUUCUCAAAAUGAUUUCAAAGAUUUUAAUGCUGUGUAUGUUUUUAUGCCCAGUGCUUUGAUUCUCACAAGUACAUGUAUUUCUCAGUAGUACAUAAAUAUGAAAUAUGUUUUAAUAAAUUGUUCCUCAGUGCUUAU